Molecule: messenger RNA, 2519 nt
Organism: Dermacentor albipictus
Lineage: Eukaryota; Metazoa; Arthropoda; Arachnida; Ixodida; Ixodidae
Product: high-affinity choline transporter 1-like
Biological process (GO): transmembrane transport; choline transport; acetylcholine biosynthetic process
Cellular component (GO): plasma membrane
Molecular function (GO): choline:sodium symporter activity
Source: RefSeq, a predicted model, not a curated record
CGGCAGAGCACGAGACAGAAGAAGAAACAAGCCGGACGGCGACGCCAUGUUAUGAGGCAACAACAACGACAACAAUGUCGUUCUUGGAAAUCGCAGGAACCCUUACCCUCAUCGCGUACUACAUCGGCAUCGCCUACGUAGGCACCCGUUGGACAAACGUUGAGUACGACGAGGACGAGUCGGAUAACCAGCAGCCUGGGCAAACCGCGGCUGCAAAACCGCAGGAUAAGAGCGGGGACGACCUGCUGCGCCUGUUUCUCGCCAACCGGAGCCUUCCGCUUUCGCUGGGCUUCGUUUCUAUGACCGCAACUUGGGUCGGAGCCGGUUACAUCAACGGAACCGCCGAAGCUGUGUUCAACCUCGGCCUCGUCUGGUGCCAGGCUCCACUAGGCUACGCGCUCAGCCUGGUCAUCGGUGGACUGUUCUUCGCGGGCAGAAUGCAUGCAACCAAGGCGUUUACAAUGCUGGACCCGUUCCAGCAGCACUACGGCUGUUGGAUUGGCCUCUUGCUCUGCGUGCCAGCGGUCUCUGGCGAAGUCUUCUGGACAGCCUCCAACCUGUCUGCCUUGGGCGAGACCGUGGGCACCCUUACGCAACUAAACGUCACCCUGAUCAUAGUUGUGUCCACCUGCCUAAUCCUGUUAUACACGUCGAGGGGAGGUCUCGCCUCUGUGAUGUACACGGACGUUUUCCAGCUGGGCAGCACCAUCAUAGGCCUAUGGUGCUGUGUGCCCUUCAUCGCGACCAACCAGGCCGUAGCGAAGAUAAGCGACGCACAAAAAGAGUGGGUUGGCGUCAUUAAAAACCAAGAUGUUAGUCAGAUCUUGGACCAGCUCUUCAUGACCAUCUUCGGCGGCAUACCCUGGCAGGUAUACUUCCAGCGGGUGUUGAGCUCCGAUUCCGCCUUCACCGCGAAAAUGCUCUCAUUCUUGUCCGCCCUGGGAUGCGUGUUCCUGUCCCUCCCACCGGUCAUCGUUGGUGCCACUGGGAAAAGCGCUAACUUCACGGCGGUGGGCUACCCUGGUGCGUACAACCUGGACGAGGGCCACCGCAAGGACAUUAUGCCGUACGCCAUACGCUACCUGACGCCGGGCAUGAUUUCGAUCCUGGGUCAACUGGCCAUCACGGCGGCAGUAAUGUCGUCCGUCGACUCGUCCAUGCUGAGUGCUUCGUCACUCAUCGCGCGCAACGUCUACCAGCUUAUUUUUAGGCCCACGGCAUCCGAGGUCGAGCUGUCAGCUGCGCUUCGAUGCGCCCUGUGGGUGGUCGGCCUGUUGGCGAUGACCAUGGCCCUCAAAGUGCAGUCGGUGUUUGCGCUCUGGACGCUCUCCUCGGACCUUGUCUACGUGCUGCUCUUCCCUCAGUUCAUCGCGCUCUUUUUCAUGCCUAGCAAGAUCAACGCCUACGGCGCAGCCAGUGGCUUUAUGAUAGGCCUGUUGGCGCGGACCCUUUGCGGCGAGCCGGAAUUCGGCGUUCCGGUUCUCUUGGCGCUGCCCCUGUACGACGCUGAGCGGGGCCAGCAGUUUCCUUUCCGGACCUUCUGCAUGCUGCUGAGCCUGGCCAGCCUCCUCGGCUGCUCGGAGCUCGCUGCGUACCUGUUCCGCUCGGGCCACCUGGAAGCAGACCGGGAUGUGUGGGGCUGCUUUGUGGAGGGGCCGUCGGUCCCGAAUCUGCGCAGCGGCUUGUCCACGAACGCGCCUUUCAGCGCCACUGCCGGCGGUGGCGUGAGCGCGAUGUCCACACAUAUACAAACCGCUGGCAUCAAGUCACGCGGCCGGCAAGUCUCCGACAUUGAAGGCACGGAAGAACAGCGGAAAGACCGUCGCGCAUCGAUGAAGAGCCAGCGGCCAGCUGCUGCACAGCAGCACUACGGGACCGGCGCCCGGGAAAGCAAGCGGCCGAGCGAUGCGGACACGAAGGGCAGCGGUCAUAGCGUCAAGUUGGCGAACACUGCUGCCGGGAAGAAGACCCUGUCCAAGAGAAGCAAGGAGCGGAAGGGCGAAACCGCCCCGGCGAAAAGCGAAAGCACCCCGGCAAAGGGCGCGAGAGCGAAGAAGCAUAAGUAGCUCCAUCCCUUUAAAAAAAAAAGAAAGAAAGAAAAAUAGAAAAGAAAGGAUUUUGUCCGAGACGCUGAUUUGGCGUAUAUCAUGACACAUUUGAAAUUCGUCACUUAAUGCAAUAGCCAGUCCUUUAUUUUUUUUUCCGUUUCCUUCUUUUUUGCGGUAGGACGUGUAGCAAAGCUUCACAAUCGUUCGGCGCAUUUUUUCUUUUGCUACACAGCUUCUCAAUUCGUACGCAGCGAAGAACCGCAACUCGCUUAGCUUCUUUCUUCACUGAACUUUUUUGCCUUCGCGUUUGUUUAGAAAAGCACAUCGCCAGCAGUUGGAGAUGCCAAGGAAGGCGAGUGCAUGCUGUUAUGACCCACAAGGGGUGGUGACCAAGUCUGAGAACUCUUUCUGCAUGAAAGCAGAUGUUAAACGUUUUUUUUUGCGUUAGCGUAUAUGUAGUAAAGCGCAGGU